AUGUUUCCCAAAUCCAACCGGGCCUCUGCCCCUGGCUUCAAGGUUUGCUUCAAUGACAAUAGUGACGCACGGCGCCGCAUAUUCCACAUCGAUAUCAAGGAUGUGAGAAAAUGGCGAGAUGCGUUCAAGCCAAAGACGCUUGAUACUAAAGCAGACCGAAGGCGUCAAGACAUCCACGCAUCCAUGAGUCAACGGGCCAUCACCAACAGUUCCUUCGUUACUUGCAACCAAGAGAAUGUUCCCACUCCAAAACGCGAGCCAGAAUCCAUAGACAGUGGAUCACCAUAUGACUCCUCAAUUUUUACAAGGGAGAAAAUAGAUCUUCUCGGAGACACGAAAUACAGUGGGACAGUUGAUGCCGAACGGACCAAGACCGAAAGGAUUCUCCAAGGUACGUUGACUCCAGAUCCUGACCGGGACUAUGAAGGCGAAUUUACCCUCUUGUUUCUAUCAUUCGUCGAGGCUCAACGCGAACGACAGCCAGAUAUUGUUGAUGAUGGUUCGAAAGGGUGGAAAUUUCUGCAUGACAUAAUCACCGUAGGGCAGAGCGGUGAGCCCAGUGAACUUCCUGCCUACCACCCAGCCAACGAGCAUUUCUCCUUCCACGCGGAACUCCUGAAGCUCAUUUGGCAGAUGGAGAUGACCGGAUGGAACGACAUGAUCUAUGUCACCCAGAAGGAAGAGGAGGUCCCUUACCGUAUCGAAAGUAAGAAAAAAGCCGAAGUGUUGGAAUGGGGACGCUUUGAAGAUGAUCAUGAGCGUCCACGGAUCCCAGGUAAAGAAGCUCUGAGAGGCAAGAAACUUAGGAGCCUUAUCCUGAACAAUGAAGCGGUUUCGGUAGGUUGA
Messenger RNA from Fusarium tjaetaba, 846 nucleotides. RefSeq lists its product as uncharacterized. The record is from RefSeq and is a predicted model, not a curated record. The transcript is spliced from 2 exons. The coding region runs from base 1 to 846 and encodes 281 amino acids. Lineage: Eukaryota; Fungi; Ascomycota; Sordariomycetes; Hypocreales; Nectriaceae.